Molecule: messenger RNA, 1553 nt
Organism: Telopea speciosissima
Lineage: Eukaryota; Viridiplantae; Streptophyta; Magnoliopsida; Proteales; Proteaceae
Product: F-box protein At5g46170-like
Exons: 2
Coding region: 200-1405 (401 amino acids)
Molecular function (GO): protein binding
Source: RefSeq, a predicted model, not a curated record
UCUUAAGUGCCUCUCACCUGCCCCUCUCUUUCUCUCUCUCUCUCAUAUCUGUUGAGACGAUCGUGUCUUAUCUCCGACGGUUUCAAGCUUUCGCGGAGAAACCCUUUGCGUUUCCUUAGCUUUAGGGUUUGCCUUCUUUGGUGUUAGGGUUUCUCCCCCCCUCUCUCUCUCAGAUCAGAUCACUGUCUCUCUCUCUCUUAUGUCUUCUUCUCUCCGACCUGAUCUCAGGGGUCGAAUAUGGCCAGAACCAGACCGAGAGCGGGAGUCGGACUCAGAAUCCGAAGCAGAGAUCGACCACUUCGACAGGUUACCAGAUUCUCUGUUACUCAUAGUAUUCAACAAGAUCGGUGACGUUAAAGCCUUGGGUCGCUGCUGCGUCGUCUCUCGCAGGUUCCAUGACUUGGUUCCUCAGGUGGACAACGUUGUGGUGAGAGUUGAUUGCGUUAUCUCCGACGAUGAUGCCUCAUCCGGUGCCGCUGCCGCCGAUAAGAACCGAGGCGUGUUUGCGAACUUUGUUCGUUUUGUGUUCGGCGGAAUUGUGAAGCCUCUGCAAGCGAUCGGACAAUUAAUUGGACCCAAGAAGAAUAUUUCAACUUCUACAUCGUCGUCUUCCGGGUUUGGUGGUGUUGGUGGUGUUGUUGGAGGAGCUGAAGAGGACGAUACGGAGGCCAGUGGAGUUACCCACCACUCACCCACACAGGUCCUUAAGAACUUCAAUGAGAUCCGUCAGCUCCGAAUUGAGCUCCCAAGUGGAGAGUUAGGGGUCGAUUCUGGUGUUCUACUCAAAUGGAGAGCCGAUUUUGGAUCGACCCUUGAUAACUGUGCGAUCCUUGGUGCCUCCUCUGUUCUCUCCCCUGGGACCUCUAAAUCGGACACCGGUGGUGAUGCCUCGAUUGUCGCCGGCAAUGCAGACGACAAUGGGAACAUACCCGAAUCGUUUUAUACCAACGGAGGGCUGAAAUUGAGAGUCGUUUGGACGAUUAGUUCUCUGAUCGCAGCUUCUGCAAGGCAUUACUUGCUUCAGCCGAUAAUUGCGGAGCAUCGUACCCUUGACAGCCUUGUUCUCACAGAUGCUGAUGGGCAAGGUGUGCUGUGUAUGAACAGAGAGCAAUUGGAGGAGCUUAGGGUGAAGCCCUUAUCUGCUUCAACCGCUUCGAAGCGAACUCUUGUGCCUGCUCUCAACAUGAGGCUCUGGUAUGCUCCGCACCUGGAGCUCCCCAAUGGGGUUGUGCUGAAGGGGGCGACACUGGUUGCCAUUCGGCCGAGUGAGCAGGCGGCGGCGUCGACAAAGAAGGAUCUCUCUGAUUGUUCUUUGGUUUCAGCAGCUUUUGAAGAGCCGUAUGGGAUGGCCGCGAAGCUUCUGGUGAAGAGACGAACUUACUGUCUUGAGAUGAACUCGUUCUGAGGGGAAAUGCGAAGUUGAGGGUAAAGCGAGGUGCUUCGCUUUGAGGAGAAGUGAUGUAGGAGAUGCAGAGUAUUUUGGGAGAGGCAGAAAUAACUUAACAUCAUCCACGGAGAAGAUGAGAGAUUAGGGGAAAGCAUUGGGUGCAGGC